UUUUAAUUUACACAACCACACGACGAGGUGAGAGAAAGUAUGGCGGAUCAAACCCCACAAUUCCCUCCUCUCUCCACUCCGUACGCUCCUCCUCCAUUCUCCUUCCCCCACCUCUCUCCUCCCCUUCCCCAACCCAUCCCUAGCCCUAACCCUAACCCUAACCCUAACCCUAAUUCCACCUUCCACCUCCAAAUCCCCUUCCAAGGCAAGCGCAAGCGCACCGGGUUCCGCCGCAAAGCCUCCCACCCAUCCACCUCCGAGGUUACUCCUCCUCUUCCUCCUCCAACUCCUCCUCCUCCUCCUCCUCCUUCGCUCCCCUUCUAUCCCCCACCCAGCGGCCCCAACCCCAUCAAGAACCCACUCGAAAACCCUAGCCUCGACCUCUCCGAGGAGAUCAUCGUCAUCAACAAGGAGCCCACCGCCGAGGCCCUCACCGCGCUCACCGCCGGGUUCCCCGCCGACUCCCUCACCGAGGAGGAGAUCGAGGCCGGGGUCGUCUCCUCGGUCGGCGGCAUCGAGCAGGUGAACUACAUCCUCAUCCGGAACCACAUCCUCUCCCGAUGGAGGGAGAACGUGAACAAUUGGGUCACCAAAGAGAGCUUCACCUCCGUGAUCCCGCCGCACUGCGAAACCCUCUUGAAUUCGGCGUACAAUUACUUGGUCUCUCACGGGUUCGUCAACUUCGGAGUCGCCCCGUCGAUCAAGGAGAAGAUUCCCGCAGAACCCUCAAAACCCAAUGUGGUUGUCAUCGGGGCUGGAUUAGCCGGUUUAGCUGCCGCGAGGCAGUUGAUGCUUUUCGGGUUCAAAGUUGUCGUCUUGGAGGGUCGGAAGAGGUGCGGGGGCAGAGUGUACACGAAGAGAAUGGAGGGGGCAAAUAAAUCUGCGGCCGCGGAUUUGGGCGGUAGUGUAUUGACCGGCACGCAUGGAAACCCUCUGGGAAUCAUAGGCAAACAGUUGGGUUUGUCUCUCUACAAGGUGAGAGACAAGUGCCCACUUUAUAGGCCGGACGGUAAUCCCGUUGAUCCAGAUAUGGACGGUAAAGUGGAGAACGCAUUCAACAAGCUUCUUGAUAAAGCGAGCCGGCUGAGGCAGUGCAUGGGAGAGGUUGCUAUGGAUGUCUCCCUUGGCGCUGCUUUGGAGACCUUCAGGCAUGUUUACGGUGAUGCUGUUACUGAUGACGAGGUGAACUUGUUCAAUUGGCACUUGGCAAAUUUAGAGUAUGCUAAUGCCGGGCUUUUAUCAAAGCUCUCGUUGGCGUUUUGGGAUCAAGAUGAUCCAUUUGAUAUGGGUGGCGAUCACUGUUUCUUGCCCGGAGGCAAUGGGCGGUUGGUUCAGGCUCUAUCCGAGGGCGUUUCAAUUAUUUACGAAAAGACCGUGCACACGAUUCGGUAUGGUGUGGAUGGCGUGCAGGUUAUUGCAGGCGGGCAGGUUUAUGAGGGGGACAUGGCCUUGUGCACGGUUCCGCUCGGCGUUCUCAAGAAUGGGAGUAUAAAGUUUGUGCCUGAGCUGCCUCAGAGAAAGCUCGAUGGGAUUAAGAGGUUAGGGUUUGGGUUGUUGAACAAGGUCGCAAUGUUGUUUCCGUAUGUCUUCUGGAGCACAGAUCUUGAUACAUUCGGGCAUUUGUCUGAUGAUCCAAGCAAAAGAGGGGAGUUUUUCCUGUUCUAUAGUUAUGCAACGGUGGCCGGUGGGCCGUUGUUAAUAGCAUUGGUUGCAGGGGAAGCAGCACAUAAGUUUGAAAGCAUGCCUCCGACUGAUGCUGUGACCCUAGUUCUUCAAAUUCUAAGGGGAAUUUAUGAACCACAAGGAAUUGAAGUUCCUGACCCUCUCCAAAGUGUUUGCACUAGAUGGGGAACUGAUUCAUUCAGCUUAGGCUCAUAUUCUCAUGUCGCUGUGGGAGCAUCUGGCGAUGACUAUGAUAUCUUAGCAGAAAGUGUCGGAGAUGGGCGGCUUUUCUUUGCCGGUGAGGCCACCACAAGGCGCUAUCCUGCAACAAUGCAUGGUGCUUUCAUUAGUGGCCUAAGAGAAGCCGCUAACAUAGCUCAUCAUGCUAAUGCUCGAGCUUUGCAAAUAAAAGUGGAAAGAAGCCCCUCAACGAACACUCAGGCUUGUGCUUCUCUACUAGCAGAUUUAUUUAGAGAACCUGACUUGGAAUUCGGAAGCUUUUCUGUCAUUUUUGGCCAAAAGACCUCUGAUCCCAAAUCUGCGGCGAUCCUUAGGGUGGCAUUAGGUGGAACGCGAAAGAAAAGUAGCAGCGACGGGGUGAAGACGGAUCGACAGCGCUCAAAUAAGCUACUGUUUCAGCAACUCCAAUCGCAUUAUAAUCAGCAACAACAGCUUCAUGUGUAUACCCUGCUCACUCGGCAACAAGCUUUGGAGUUGAGAGAAGUGAGAGGAGGAGAUGAGAUGAGGUUGUAUUACUUGUGUGAAAAGUUGGGUGUGAAGUUGGUGGGUAGAAAAGGCUUGGGACCAGCAGCCGAUUCUGUUAUUGCUUCCAUUAAGGCAGAGAGAGGCAACCGAAGGGCGAGUUCUAAUUCCACAGAUCGAAUGGUUGAUACAAAGCCAUGAAUGUGUCUGUUAGCUUUGGUCAUGAAUGAAGCAUAAUCAUCAUCAGCUGGAGGGUGUCCUUUUACGGCACUCUGUAAAGUUUCAAGCUUCAUGGGUAGGAUGGUGCAUGUUGGCAACAAAGUCCUGAGAUCUAUCCAAGCAAGAUUGAUUUAUAUCAGAUCAUGGCAUAUAGUGCUAUCAUGUUAGCGAUAUGCCUCUCAUGGUUUUGCUUCAAAGGCAUCAUAUAAAGUUCAAUGUUGGUAGCGCGAUGGAGCUUACCGCGAAACUUUUUGUUAUUAUUUUAUUAUUUUUCCCAGAACGUAACAUUUUACUUGUGGAACUUAACAGUUUACUUGCGGAACUUUGUCACAUAGUGUAUUUUUGUUCAUAGGAGAUUAUUUUUUCCACUGAAGUGGGAGAUGAUUUUUAUUGAUUUGGCAAUUAUUCAGCAGUAUA
Ananas comosus (pineapple) is the source of this 3000-nucleotide messenger RNA. Its product is annotated as lysine-specific histone demethylase 1 homolog 3. The record is from RefSeq and is a predicted model, not a curated record. NCBI's taxonomy places the organism in Eukaryota, Viridiplantae, Streptophyta, Magnoliopsida, Poales, Bromeliaceae. Gene Ontology annotation, molecular function: oxidoreductase activity; protein binding. The transcript is spliced from 3 exons. The coding region runs from base 40 to 2565 and encodes 841 amino acids.